UUGAAACGUCGUGCAAAAGGUGAAUUAACGCGAAAAUGAGGUGUUGCGAGCCGUAGGCGAGGUGCCACAGUUUGCCGUGCAACACAGUGGAAGUGCUUUCGAGGAUGACGGCGGCCACCGGACGCGGCCAGGGCUGCUGCUUCACUCAAGUCCCGACCACACAGUAACACAAAAUGGAGGCAUGCUGCUGUAGGCCCACUCUGACGAAUCAGGUUGGCUGCAGCGCAGGAGGCGGCGGCACAGGAGGUGCAGCAGCAGACGGAGGCGGGCGCAGCUGAUACAAUGGGGGGCGCCAGCGCGGCAGGAGGGCAGGGGCCCAGCUCGUUGUUCCUGUUCUCCGAGGAGAAUCCUAUUCGCAGACAUACGCGCUUCAUCAUCGAGUGGCCUCCGUUCGAGUAUGCCGUGCUUUUGACAAUCAUAGCCAACUGUGUGGUGCUGGCACUGGAGGAACACCUGCCCAAUCACGACAAGACUUUAUUAGCACAAAAAUUAGAAGCAACCGAAGUUUACUUUCUAGGAAUAUUCUGUGUUGAAGCUUCAUUAAAGAUUUUAGCGUUAGGUUUUGUUCUUCAUAGAGGAUCGUAUCUUAGAAACAUUUGGAACAUUAUGGAUUUUUUUGUGGUGCUUACGGGGUGUCUGACGUUGUUUCUUCAGGAUUUCGUAGCAGUGGAUCUGCGCACGUUGCGGGCUAUUCGAGUGCUAAGACCUCUCAAGCUAGUCUCUGGCAUCCCUAGUCUGCAGGUGGUGUUGAAGUCCAUCAUCAAAGCUAUGGCACCAUUGCUGCAAAUUGGUUUAUUGGUGUUGUUUGCAAUUGUCAUCUUUGCCAUCAUCGGACUGGAGUUUUAUUCGGGUGCUCUUCACAGAACCUGCUAUAGUCUUUACGACAUAGAUGAAAUAGCGAAAGAAGGUGAUGCUGAAGUGCCAUGUAACACUGAUAACGAAACUCAAGCCAGAGCUCAGGGUAGCAAUUGGUGUCGGGAUGGAAAUUCAGUUUGUUUGGAACGGUGGCAAGGCCCUAAUAAUGGUAUUACGUCUUUCGACAAUAUCGGGUUUGCUAUGCUUACGGUUUUUCAAUGCAUUACCAUGGAGGGAUGGACAGCGAUUCUUUACUGGAUGAACGAUGCAGUUGGAAGUACAUUUAAUUGGAUGUAUUUUGUUCCACUUAUAGUAUUGGGUUCGUUUUUCAUGUUAAAUCUGGUUCUUGGUGUCCUUAGCGGUGAGUUUGCCAAAGAAAGAGAGAAAGUAGAAAAUAGGCAAGAGUUUUUAAAACUGCGAAGACAGGCACAAUUAGAAAGAGAACUCAACGGCUAUGUGCAGUGGAUUUGUAAAGCAGAGGAAGUCAUUUUGGCUGAAGAACGAACGACUGAAGAAGAAAAGUUGCAUAUCAUGGAAGCACGACGGAGAGCAGCGAAAAAGAAGAAGUUGAAGAAAAUGGGUAAAAGUAAAAGUACGGAUACGGAAGAAGAGGAGCAGGAGGAGGAAGUUGCCGAUGAUGUAUUUCUUACAGAGUCUAAGAAAACGUUAAAAGGAUUUGGGCGAACAUCGUAUAUGAAGUCGCGAGCGAAAGGACAAGGUGGUUGUGCUCGGUUUUGGCGAGCUGAAAAGCGAUUUCGCUUUGCUAUUCGCCAUAUGGUUAAGUCCCAGUGGUUCUAUUGGUCCGUCAUUGUGCUUGUUUUUUUUAAUACGUUUUGUGUUGCCGUCGAAUAUCACGGACAACCAGAUUGGUUAAGCAAAUUUUUGUAUUAUGCCGAAUAUGUAUUUUUGGGCCUUUUCAUGUCCGAGAUGUUCUUAAAGAUGUACGCCUUGGGCCCCCGCAUUUAUUUCGAGUCAGCCUUCAACCGUUUUGACUGCGUUGUUAUUACGGGUUCAAUCUUCGAAGUAAUUUGGUCUGAAGUCAAGGGGGGCUCUUUCGGUUUAUCCGUUUUAAGAGCACUAAGACUCCUGCGUAUAUUUAAAGUGACGAAAUAUUGGUCCUCACUGAGAAACCUUGUAAUAUCGCUGCUCAAUUCCAUGAGAUCUAUCAUUUCCUUAUUGUUUCUUCUCUUCUUGUUCAUCCUGAUAUUCGCGCUGCUCGGCAUGCAGCUGUUCGGUGGACAGUUCAACUUCGAAAAUGAGACGCCACCGACAAAUUUUAACACGUUUCCGAUAGCACUUUUAACAGUAUUUCAAAUCUUAACAGGUGAAGACUGGAAUGAGGUGAUGUAUUAUGGAAUAGAAGCUCUGGGAGGUCACGACAACGGAGGGAUGAUCUAUUCGUUAUAUUUCAUUAUACUCAUGCUCUUUGGUAACUACACUUUGCUCAAUGUGUUCUUGGCUAUCGCCGUAGAUAAUUUAGCUAAUGCCCAAGAACUGACAGCUGCUGAAGAAGAACAAGCGGAGGAAAAUAAGGAAAAACAAGCCUUAGAGUUGGAAAAGGAAAUGGAAGCUCUGCAAAUGGAAGCAGGUUCAAAUCCAAGAGUUGAGGUGUGUCCUCCCAGUCCGAUCAAAAGCCGGAAAAAGAAAGAAGAGAAGCCUUCCGAUGAAGAGGAAGAAAUCGUCGGUCCCAAACCUAUGCUGCCAUAUUCUAGCAUGUUUGUAUUAUCCCCCACUAACCCCGUAAGAAGAUUUGCACAUGGAAUCGUAAAUUUGCGUUACUUUGAUUUUUUUAUAAUGGUUGUAAUUUGCUUGAGUUCAAUGGCGUUGGCUGCUGAAGAUCCCGUGAACGAAGAUUCGAAUUGGAACUUGAUUUUGGAUAGACUAGAUUACGCCUUCACUGGAGUGUUUGCCGUGGAGAUGCUUCUCAAAAUCAUUGAUCUGGGGAUUAUUUUACACCCGGGUUCGUAUUUGAGAGAAUUCUGGAAUAUCAUGGACGCUGCUGUUGUGAUUUGCGCGUUAGUUUCAAUGGGUUUCGACGUUGCGCAAAACAAAGCAGGAGCUAAUUUGUCGACCAUUAAGUCGUUGAGGGUGCUUCGAGUGCUAAGACCAUUAAAAACAAUUAAACGAGUGCCCAAAUUAAAAGCAGUGUUCGACUGUCUAGUGAACUCAUUAAAAAAUGUGAUAAACAUUCUUAUAGUGUACAUAUUAUUCCAGUUUAUAUUUGCUGUGAUCGCCGUUCAGUUGUUCAACGGAAAAUUUCGACAUUGUACUGAUGCAAGUAAAUUCACAGAAGCCACAUGCCAGGGUCAGUAUUUUAUUUUUGAUGAAGAUAAUGAUGUGCCUCGAGUAGAAAAACGCGAAUGGAAGUUGCAAAGCUUUCACUAUGAUGAUGUAGCUAUGGCUAUGUUGACUCUGUUUGCUGUUCAAACCGGGGAAGGUUGGCCGCAGGUUCUUCAACAUUCGAUGUCUGCCACAUAUGAGGAUCAAGGCCCUAUUCAAAAUUUUCGAAUAGAGAUGUCCAUUUUCUACAUUGUAUAUUUUGUAGUAUUUCCGUUCUUCUUUGUAAAUAUAUUCGUCGCCUUGAUCAUUAUAACAUUUCAAGAACAGGGUGAAGCAGAAUUACAAAGUGGUGAAAUCGACAAAAAUCAAAAAUCUUGUAUUGAUUUUACGAUACAAGCGCGACCUUUGGAGAGGUAUAUGCCUAACAAGCGAAACAGCUUUAAAUACAAGAUCUGGAGGAUUGUGGUAUCCACACCUUUUGAAUAUUUUAUUAUGAUGCUGAUUGUAUUUAACACGUUGUUGCUGAUGAUGAAGUUUGACAAGCAAACCGAAAUCUACACGAAAACGCUUAAGUACCUCAACUGGGGCUUUACGGGCAUGUUCACAGUGGAGUGCUUCCUCAAGAUCCUAGCCUUCGGCGUUCGGUACCACGAGUCACCGCCCUUGUUGUCCGACAUCCUGGCAGCAAUGAAUAUUCUAUUUACCUUCCUCUUCCUUUGUGAGACUGUUCUCAAGCUCAUCGCUUUCGGCAUCAAGAACUUCUUCAAAGACCCUUGGAACACCUUCGACUUUAUAACAGUGAUCGGCAGCAUCGUGGAUGCGAUGGUCGUCGAGUUUGGGGAAAGAGCAGCGAACCUUGCGAAAGAAAGGGAAAACUUUAUCAAUGUCGGAUUUUUGAGAUUGUUUCGUGCGGCCCGAUUGAUCAAGCUUUUACGUCAAGGCUAUACCAUACGUAUUCUUCUCUGGACUUUCGUUCAGAGUUUUAAAGCUCUUCCCUACGUCUGUCUUCUCAUCGCAAUGCUAUUUUUCAUCUACGCUAUCAUUGGAAUGCAGGUGUUUGGAAAUAUCGCGGAAGUCCCUAGCGCGUCCAUAACUCGCCAUAAUAAUUUCAGGACAUUUAUCCAAGGAUUAAUGCUUCUGUUCAGAUGUGCAACCGGUGAAGCUUGGCCUAAUAUUAUGUUAUCUUGCAUCAAAGGACAACCUUGUGAUCCUGAAGCGAAGAAACCUCCCAACAGUUGCGGUUCAAACAUCGCUUAUGCUUAUUUCGUCUCAUUUAUCUUUUUCUGCUCAUUUUUGAUGCUGAAUUUGUUUGUUGCUGUAAUUAUGGACAAUUUCGAUUAUUUAACUCGCGAUUCUUCGAUUUUGGGGGCGCAUCAUUUGGAUGAGUUUGUCCGGAUUUGGGCUGAAUACGACCCGAAUGCGACUGGAAAAAUUCACUACAUUGAAAUGUACGACAUGCUGAAAAAUAUGGACCCUCCUCUCGGUUUCGGAAACAAAUGUCCGAAUCGGCUGGCGUAUAAAAAACUGAUUAGAAUGAAUAUGCCGGUUGAUGAAGAGGGAAAGGUGAAUUUCACAACAACUUUAUUUGCUUUAAUUCGCGAAAAUCUCAACAUAAAAAUGAGACCGGCCGAAGAGAUGGAUCAAGCCGACGAUGAAUUAAGGGAGACAAUCAAAAAUAUCUGGCCCUUGCAGGCCAAAAACAUGGUCGAUUUGUUGGUCCCACCGAAUGACCAUUUAAAUAAUGGCAAAUUGACUGUGGGUAAAUUAUAUGCCGGGCUUUUGAUUUUGGAAAGUUGGAGGAGCACCAGAUUUGGGCAAGUGGAACCAACUGGGAUUCCGGGUUUUGGAAAUAGUCCCUCAGCAAAUCACGCGAAAGCGUCGUUUUUUGACUGCCUGUUGGAUAUGGCGGGUCACUUGGGCGGAAGUCGAACAGGUUCAGUGAGUUUAGAAGGCGCCCCACUUAUGGGUAGCCAAGAAGUUCCAGAUUCGCAUGCCCAUGAAGAAAGUUCUUUGGCUACUCUCGCACGAAGAAAUACCAAGCGAAAUCGGUCCAUGAGGAACAAAAAGGUGAUGGAACUUCAAGAAGGUAUGGGGUCCAGAAGACAAUCUUGUGAUAGUGUAGGUGAUCAACAUUUACGUCCGUUAGGAUUUGAUAAUAUUCAUCGGAGGUCACCUAGUCUUCGACGUGGUAAUUCGCCUUCAUUACAAAGAAGUCCAUCACCUCGAAGCAAAAGAUAUCCUCCCCAUCUUCACCAUGAUAUUGGGUUUUCCGAUACGGUGUCCAAUGUCGUAGAAAUUGUUAAGCAUGAACAUCAGAGGUCGCAUUCAAACAGGAGAUUUGUGAGAGGCUCUUGGUCAGCUUCCACAAGUCCCGCUCGUUCUCCAUCCCCCAGCGACGUCCGCCACAACUGUGGAUACGGCCCCCUGCGUUCAUCACGUCGCGGUGGCUACGGCACGACGAGUCUCUGUCAACGAUCCCGUUCGCCCAGUCCCACACACCCCAUUCCACACCAGCAAGGUCCACCCAUAAUCGACAAUUUCACAGCCGGUGCUGUGGUAGGUAUUCCGAUGCAACAGCAACCAUCAUCAGCCCAUGAAAGCAGCAACGUACAGCACAGCCAUCCGGUGUUGGGCGGGCGGCGGGGACAAGGCAGGAGACUACCACCGACACCAUCCAAACCUUCCACACUGCAGCUGCGGCCGGGACCCAUUAACUUUCCGAAACUGAAUGCUUCGCCGACGCAUAUCCAGUCCCACUCGGCUCAUGCCACUCCACACGCCAUGCCCCACAACUACCACCGUGAGCCGAUGCGCGAGGUCGUCCCGACGGCCAACGUCCCGGCGCUCCGCGACGGCAACCAAGCGCCUCUCAGCUUCGAACAGGCGGUCGCCUUGGGCCGAGGCGGCCGAAUGCUACCAAGUCCGGUGCCUAAUGGUUACAAACCAAAACCAACUCGGUCACGUCAUUCGGACUCUGACGACGACGACUGGUGCUAACACACGGAGAACACUCAGUAAAUGAGUUAUAAAAUACAAUAUAUUACAACAUAUUUAGAACUAGUGCAACAUAAUAUGAACGGACGAUCAUUUAAAAACAUGUUAACUGUUAUUCACAAUAAAUCUCUGGCCUUUCAGGAAUUGAAUAACAUGUUGAUGUUGUGUUGGUGUCAUUCCACAGUGGUGAAAAUCCUCAUCACGGAACUCUUUAUUGAAUUUUGUAACUACUGCCAAUAACGAUUUAAACUUAUCGCCCUUUGUAUUUGUUAGGAAUUCGCCCAAAAGGCCAGUUAUAUGACCACAACUUUCAGCUAAUAAUUUGGAUUAAAGAUAUUUUUGCAAAACAAUUUCACACUUGCAUAUCCAACAAGAUAUCAAUAAGCAAUAUAUCAUAUUAAAUUUAAUUACUUGUGAAAAGAACAAAAAACUAUACCUAGGUAUGGCUUAUUAAUAUUGCUAUUUUGUAAUCUUAAGUGAUUUUAAAAUUAAAAAAAAUCAAAUCGAUUGUUGAAAAAAAUUAAGAAUUCGAAAUCGACGCUUCCUUAAAUGACUUUAUUCUUAUUUUUUAUUUAAUUUCUUUAUUCAAAAUCACACGUACAUUGUUUUUUUUUCUUUUAUAAAAAGGACUAAAAAAAUUAAAAUAUAAAAAUACUCAUUCUAAAAGAACUGUAAAAAUUAAAUUGCGAAAUGUUCACUUAAUGAAUGUUGCCACGAAGAAGAACAAUAUGUUCUCCUAUAGUCCUGCUUGAAUUUGUUAUUGAUGGAGUCACUGCUUAAACUUUCUGUGAACGUAGAACUCACUUUUUUAAGAACAUUGAAGCUUUUUUACUGUUUUUUUGGGAGUCUUAUUUAUUUAGUGCUUUUAUUUUGCAUUUUUUUUGUGUUUUGACAUAUGUUUGGUUUCUGUCUUCUUUUCAACUUGAAACAAUUGAUGGCGUUUAAUUAAAGACAUUUUAUAAAGCCAAAAACUGAAAAGAAAAUAUUGGGAAUUAGUAGGAAAAAGUCAAAACAUCAAAAUUUUUAAACAAUAAAAACGCCUUAAACUUUAACACUGAAAAAGCAUAAAUAUGAAGUGUAGAGAGUGGCACUAAUCAUCUUAUGCUGUGUUCCAAAAAUCGCAAAAUCCAGGUCUGAACUUGGUCAUUUUUUUAACAGUUUUUUGGGAGUUUCAUUUAUGUUAUCUUCUACUUUAAAUGCUUUUAUUUUGCAUUUUUUCUUUUUUUGUGUUUUGAUUAUGAAUUUUGUUUUUUUUCUUCUUUUCGAGUUCAAACAAUUGAUGGCGUUUAAUUAAAGCCAUUUUAUAAAGCCAAAACUGAAAAGAAAAUAUUGGAAAUAAGUAAGAAAUAGUCAUUAGCGCCAAAUUAUUAUAAUCUUUAUUUAUAUCUUACAUUUUAACACUGAAAAAGCAUAAUUAUGAAGUGCAGAGAGUGGCAAUAAUCAUCUUAUGUUGUGUUGCAAAAAUUGAGGUCAGAGCUUGGUCGUUUGGGGCGAUUUCCGUAAAAGUCGCUGAAGAUCUCGCAAAAUUUUCAAAUGUAGCGCUAUAUUUAUAUCAAAUUUUUUCAUUUGCCCGCGUCAUUGUUUUGGAUCACUCUGUAUGAUUUGUGUUCAUCACGUGCUUUUUACGAAAAUAUCAGCUGUAAAAUUUGUCGGGAUGUUCAGCGAGUGUGAUGUACGAGUUAGAGUUUCGUAUACAUGUACAUAUUAAAAGUAAUAAUGAUUGGUAGUUCUGAAAUUUACAUUAACGUAAUUUAUACCAACCAUUUUAUUCUGAUAAAUAAUUAUAAUUCUUCCCUAAAGUGCUUUAAACACUAAAUUUACGAAACAUACUUGUUACAUCAGUAAGAAGUAAUUUGAGCGUUUUGAUUCGUUUCUCUCAUGUAAUUAGUUGAGACAUUAUUUCUGUGAUAUGAGCACAUGAAAGUGUGUGUUAAGUGUAAUGGUUUAGUGCUCUGAACUAUUAUUUUUUUUUGAGUUGUACAAACCUAACCACAUAUAAUUGUAGACUCUACUAGCGUAACCAUAGGGCAUUCGCCCACUUGUGACCGUUUGCAGCGAUGCAAGUGGCUCUUAGUUUAUUAAAAAUGAUGCCUUAUAAACUAUUAACCAAAGUCUAUGCGGAGAAAAACAGUAAUCUCUAUUUUAAAGUAUUUUUCGUUGUUCACAUGGCCAAAAAAGCGUUUUAUGCGAACCAAAAGUGCAGGUCCACUACUGAAUUUCGUUGACAAAAAGCAAAAGUCCACUUCUUCGUCAUGGGAGUUUGAGUUUUGUUGUGGUUAUCACAAACAUCAAGUAUUGUCAUUGAAGACAAAAAAUAUCUAAGGUGGAACCAUGUUUUUUUCGAAAUCCGCGUCCGGUUCCAUCCUGCCUGUUUUUAUCAUUACGAUUAAUUGUAAUAUCUCUGCCAAUUGAACAAAAUGCGGGUCUCGUAAUUCAUUUAAACUCUGUAGAAUAUAAGUAGUUUAGUAAUUGAGGGGCGAAUCGUUAAUCGCGCCGCCGAUCAGUGCGAAUGUGCGUGUGUCUUUAUGUCUGUUUGUGUGGCUUUGCAGGCAUGAAGCCAUUUGUAUUCACAGACAUUUCCGAGAUGCUGUUCUUCGUCUGUUUUAUUACAUUCAAUUGAAAAAAGUCCAAGUUUUAUAUCCAGCAUCUGUACAUAAAUAUACGUAUAUUAUUAAAAAACAAAAUCUAUAAUUCUAGAAAUAUCUGUUAAUACAUGCUAAUCUGUUAAACAUUUCAAAAAUGAUGCUGCACAAUCUGUUAUUAUAUUAUGAAAUGAAGUAUUAUCUUGUUAUACACAUACUUAGGUAAAUAAUUAUUUAUCGUUAGAUUAAGACAAUUCAGCAGCAGCAUUUUUGAAAUCCGUUCGAGUAUAUAUAAAUAAAUUUAUCUUUUUCGUAAUUAUGUUAUUGAAUAUUUAUGUAUUUAUCCAUCAGUGAAAAUUUGCAUUAGUGUUAAUUAUACAUAUUAACAUCGCUUA
Messenger RNA from Tribolium madens (black flour beetle), 9106 nucleotides. RefSeq names its product voltage-dependent calcium channel type A subunit alpha-1-like. Gene Ontology annotation, biological process: calcium ion import across plasma membrane; chemical synaptic transmission. The transcript has 38 exons. The record is from RefSeq and is a predicted model, not a curated record. Lineage: Eukaryota; Metazoa; Arthropoda; Insecta; Coleoptera; Tenebrionidae. The coding region runs from base 283 to 6132 and encodes 1949 amino acids. Gene Ontology annotation, molecular function: calcium ion binding; high voltage-gated calcium channel activity. Gene Ontology annotation, cellular component: voltage-gated calcium channel complex; membrane.